Molecule: messenger RNA, 1144 nt
Organism: Zychaea mexicana
Lineage: Eukaryota; Fungi; Mucoromycota; Mucoromycetes; Mucorales; Lichtheimiaceae
Product: SURF4 family-domain-containing protein
Exons: 2
Coding region: 143-970 (275 amino acids)
Biological process (GO): Golgi organization
Cellular component (GO): endoplasmic reticulum; membrane; endoplasmic reticulum-Golgi intermediate compartment
Source: RefSeq, a predicted model, not a curated record
GAGAGAGAGAGAGAGAGAGAGGGUCCGUUUUUUUUCUGCGCCCACCAGACCAAUCCCCGUUUUCCGCUUUUCCCUCUCUCUCUCUCUCUUUCUCUCUUUCACAUAUAUAUACAUACGACGCACGGUAGCCUCGAGGGAUACAAUGUCAGAAUUCAAGGAACAGUUGGAAGCAUUUAGCUCCAAAGCAGAAGAUAUUAUUGAUCGCGUUGGCCAACCGUUGAAGCCUUAUAUUCCCAUUAUCGGCCGCUUCUUGAUUGUCGCCACGUUCCUUGAGGAUGCGCUUCGAAUCUCGACCCAGUGGGAAGACCAGUUGUUGUUCAUGGAACAACGUCGUCAUUUCCCUUCCGGACUUUCACAUCUCUUUCUCGGUCUCAAUGUCAUUCUUAUGACGGCAGGCUCAAUUUUGGUUAUCGCCAAACGGUAUCAAAACUAUGCAGUAUACGGACUACUGAGCACGGUGGUAGCGCAGGCCUUUGGCUAUGGCUUAGUAUUCAACUUUCAGUUCUUCUUGCGCAACUUGUCUGUGGUUGGCGGUCUGGUGAUGGUUUUGUCAGACUCGAUGAAGCAGCAGAAGCAAAUGUUUGCGGCACUCCCACAGCUGUCUGAAAUGGACAGACGCACAUACCUGCAGUUGGCUGGCCGCAUCCUGUUGAUCUUUUUGUUUAUUGGCUCUGCAUUCCAUGGUGACUGGUCGCUUUCGCGUGUCUUUGUCUCGCUGUUGGGUCUGGUGGCGUGUGUGAUGGUGGCCGUGGGGUUCAAGGCCCGAUGGUCUGCCAUGUUCUUGGUGCUCUUCCUGUCCGUGUUCAACAUCCUCAUCAACAACUUUUGGUCGGUCAGCCACAGCUACUUCAAACGCGACUUUUUAAAGUACGACUUUUUCCAGACGCUGUCGACCGUGGGUGGGUUCCUGUUGUUGGUCAACAUGGGCCCGGGUGGAUAUUCCAUUGACGAAAAGAAGAAGGCCUUUUGACAUCCACAAAGGGAAUCUGUAAAUUAUAUCACCACCAAAGGGAGCCCCUUUCACCCACCCACCCUUACUUCCGCCCUAUUGUAUUUGUACUCUCUCUCUCUCUCUCUCUCUCUCUCUCUCUCUUCACACGCACUCACAAGCAUCACGCAACAGCACCGAAAAACCAAAAGAAAC